Camponotus floridanus (Florida carpenter ant) is the source of this 1018-nucleotide messenger RNA. RefSeq lists its product as uncharacterized. The coding region runs from base 219 to 932 and encodes 237 amino acids. The transcript has 2 exons. NCBI's taxonomy places the organism in Eukaryota, Metazoa, Arthropoda, Insecta, Hymenoptera, Formicidae. The record is from RefSeq and is a predicted model, not a curated record.
GAUAUGUUGUGUCCUGUGUGCCAGCCUUUCUGGCCUUUCUCUAUACUUCUUCUUUUAACAAGUUGGCAAGUCUGAUUUCAUAACAUCGUAUUUGUGUAUGUGAAUAAAUAAUAAGAUUCUUAAAAGUUACUCUUUCGAAUAGUUGUAAAAGAUAGAAAUGAAAAUUUUUUCGAAUGUCAAAAAUAAGAAGAAAUCAAAUCAUUUUAAUGUAAAGUUUAAUGUGCAAUAAUCAAAAGAUGGAAGAUAAUGGCAAAGUAGUUUGUAAUGAAGCAUUGGAAGAAAUUGACGAGGAUAUUGUGAAAGUCGAGUUGAAAUGUGAACAAAAUUUUGAUACUGAAACUCUAACAGUUGAUUUGACUUCUCCGAUAGAGGAAUAUACUACUGUUUUGCCAAAACAUAGAGAGAGACGCAGCAAAAAGUCAUUACAUCUCACAAAGUUGCAAUCUUCAACAUCAAAACUAAAUUAUUCCACAACAGAUUUAAAAUUGCGGAAAGACCGUUUCCGCCCUAUACGACCAAAACCUUUACCACCUGGUGCUCCAUUAAGACAUAAAUCAUUUGGAAUACCAUCUAUGCUGAAUAUGCUUACUUUAACAUCAAAUGUGACUGUGCCAAGUAAGAAUAAAAUUUUGGAUAAUUCCAACAAAAUAAAUCAUUGCAUUAGAACAGAUAAUAGUGAUACUGGAAAUAUUAUGCCAACAAUUAAGGAAUGCAAAAUUAAUAAAAAUAUAAAUGCAAAUUUGAAUGCUAUGACUAAUGGUAAAAGCUUGUGUACUAAGAUAACAUCUAUAUCUCAUAAGAAUAGUAUCGAAUUAUUUUUUGCAAGUAUGGCACAGACUGUAUUGAAUUUGCCUAGAGAAGUACAAGCAGAUAUUAAAAUGCAGAUCUGUAAAAUUGUUACUAUGGCAGAAGUAAAAUAUUCUGGAUUGUAGAUCAAAGGCUGAUUAAAUUUUGAAAACUGACAAUCUGUUGUUAUCAAGUUGGAAUUUGUGCAGUUUUUUUAUUAUAUGUCAUUUUA